Messenger RNA from Equus caballus (horse), 1076 nucleotides. RefSeq names its product ATPase H+ transporting V1 subunit E2 (gene ATP6V1E2). NCBI's taxonomy places the organism in Eukaryota, Metazoa, Chordata, Mammalia, Perissodactyla, Equidae. Gene Ontology annotation, cellular component: proton-transporting two-sector ATPase complex, catalytic domain. Gene Ontology annotation, molecular function: proton-transporting ATPase activity, rotational mechanism. The record is from RefSeq and is a predicted model, not a curated record. Gene Ontology annotation, biological process: proton transmembrane transport.
CAGUGCCAGGUUCCAGCGUGCGUUCCAAGUUCCACAUUCCGUGUGCAGACACCCGGCGCCAGAGCAAAGGCCAGCCCUUGGCAGGGGACUGCUAAGGAAGUGGAGCUCUGGAGACACUCCUGAAACUCUGCCCUAAAUCAAGGGAACCAGAGGGUCCACCAGUUCUCGCUCCAACUCCCUUUCCAGAAGCAGCCAUGGCCCUGAGUGAUGUCGAUGUGCAGAAGCAGAUUAAGCACAUGAUGGCUUUCAUUGAGCAGGAAGCCAAUGAGAAGGCAGAAGAAAUAGAUGCCAAGGCAGAGGAAGAGUUCAACAUUGAGAAAGGACGCCUCGUGCAAACCCAACGACUGAAGAUUAUGGAGUAUUAUGAGAAGAAGGAGAAGCAGAUAGAGCAGCAGAAGAAAAUCCAGAUGUCUACCAUAAAGAAUCAGGCAAGGCUGAAAGUCCUGAGGGCUCGAGAUGACCUCAUCUCAGAGUUGCUGAAUGAGGCGAAGCUGAGACUCAGCAGGGUUGUAGCAGACCCAGAAAUCUAUCAGGGGCUGCUCGAUCAGCUAGUGCUCCAGGGACUGCUCCGGCUGCUGGAGCCCGUGGUGAUUGUACGCUGCAGGCCACAGGACCUCCUCCUGGUGGAGGCUGCGGUGCAAAAAGCCAUCCCUGAUUACAUAUCAGUCUCCCAAAAACGUGUGGAAGUCCGAGUUGAUCAAGAGGUGCACCUGGCCAUGAUGGCAGCUGGAGGUGUGGAGGUCUACAGUGGCAAUCAGAGAAUAAAGGUUUCCAAUACCCUGGAAAGUCGGCUGGACCUCUUAGCCCAGCAAAAGAUGCCGGAAAUACGAAAGGCCUUGUUUGGAGCCAACGCCAACAGGAAGUUUUUUAUCUAACCCUCUGGGAAGUGCAGCUCUUGUUGAACUGCUUAAGCCAUAAAAGCAUAAGUUAUUAGGGCAAAGGAAACUAGUAAUGUUUCCUCCUCUUUGUUGCUCUGAUAUUAGUCUAUCUACUUUCAUUAAAUACCCUUUGAACAGCUAAAGUCACUUUGGAAUAAAGCCUAACUUAAUGCUCAGAAAUCCAAUUCCAGUUCAUCC